This is a messenger RNA of Ruditapes philippinarum (Manila clam), 4489 nucleotides long. RefSeq lists its product as uncharacterized. NCBI's taxonomy places the organism in Eukaryota, Metazoa, Mollusca, Bivalvia, Venerida, Veneridae. The record is from RefSeq and is a predicted model, not a curated record. The transcript is spliced from 2 exons. Bases 91 to 981 code for a protein of 296 amino acids.
CGACGCAAAAGCAACGAAGAGCAAUUCAAGGUCAAUGCGGACGUUUUGAGCAAGCUUGAGGACGCUGAAGGCUCGCUGUCAGUUGAAAACAUGGAAGAAACCAGGCAGAGUAUUAUUAGCGCAAAAUCGUUGCUUCAGCAUCGCCAGAAGAUGAUUAAGUUGGCCGAUGCAUCGGAUUUAGGAUGGAAGGUCGUAUCAGAAUACGAAACCAACCCGCUUGCUAGUGAUAGUGACGAUGAAAAGAGGAUGUACAAGGCAGAAGCCCGUGCUAACAGGAAGGCGAGAGCAGACAGGGCCAAGAAAGUCAGGGGAUCUAGGUUCAAUCCUUAUCGUAAGAGGGCAUCGUCACCACAGGACCGAAGAAUUGGCGGUUUUGAUCCUGUUCAAUCUACAGGCACAAGACGUAUUCCUCCAGGACUUUGUUUUGCCUGUGGAAAAGCAGGACACUGGAAGGGUGCACCGGAAUGCGCAGCAAAUAUAUCAAAUAAUAAGAUAAGUACCUAUUAUGUUAAUAGUGCUAUAAGUUAUGUUAGUUCUGCAGACACGGAGUCUGAUACAGGUGAGUCAAUCCUGAAUAUGAAUGUAAAAUUUAAGAGUACUUUGAAAACUAAAGGGCUUGUUAAGUCUGACAUGGAUGAGGUCUGUAAAAUUAGUGAAAAGGCACCGGAAGUGCAUGUCGAGCUGCACUCUGAUGACGUCAUUCCUUAUCCGGAAGUAAGUAAUAUGCAGGAAAUGUCUGUUCAGGCUCCGGAGGAAAUAGUUUCACCUGUCGGUAGGUUGAAAAGUUGUUAUAACAAGUGGGAAUCGGUGUCUUCCAGUGAGUAUAUCAAAAAUGUUAUAAAAGAAGGCUACAAGUUGCCUUUUAAAGAUAUUCCUGAGAAAGUAGUGUUACGAAAUAAUAGGUCUGCGAGAGAAAAUCCUGUUUUUGUAAAGAGCGAAAUUUAUUUUCUUUACUUAGGAAAGAAAUUAUUUCUGAGGUAGACGAAGUCCCUUAUGUUGUUCAUCCCUUAACGGUUGCAUAUGGAAAGUCCGGCAAGCCUAGGCUAGUUUUAGACUGUCGACAUAUAAAUGAAUGUUUACAUUUGUUUAAGGUCAAGUUUGAAGACGUUAAUGUCGCAAAGCAAAUUUUCGCUGAAAAUACAUUUCUAUUUACUUUUGAUUUAAAGGGGGCAUACCAUCAUGUGAAUAUAUUUCAACCACAUAGAACGUAUCUAGGGUUUUCUUAUCAAGAUGAAAACACGAUGAAAUACAUUUUUUGUAUUAUCACUUUAAUUCUCUCCCCUUUGGGAUUCGAACCGCUGGGCAUAUAUUUACAAAGCUUUUAAGGGAAGUUGUAGCUAAUAUCAGAGGUCAUAGUCAUAGAAUAGUGAUGUUUUUGGAUGACGGCAUAGGAGGCCACACUGACUAUGAAUUAGCAGUAAAUUCAAGGCAGUUUGUUAAAAAUACUGUCAUGGAGUUCGGUUUCUUGUUAGCAAAUGAAAAAGGUUGUUGGGAACCUUCAUAUGGUUAGGUCGUGUAUUUGAUAUGGUAGAUAAUAAAGUUUUUAUCUCAGAAGAACGGAUGUUUCGAUUAGCUAUUAAGAUUGAAUCUAUUAUAAAGCAAAUAGAAUCGAACCCGGAAAGAAUUGUGCCAGUUAGAUUCUUAGCUUCUGUGAUAGGUCAGAUUAUAUCACUUCAAAGUGUGAUAGGUAGCAUAGCAAGGCUUAAAGCAAGAGAAUCUUUUAAAUGUAUCAAUACACGGGCUAGCUGGAAUGCUCCUGUGAAAGUCACACCGGAAGUGAUGUCAGAACUUUUAUUUUGGAAAGAUAACGCCAAUUUAUUAAAUGAAAAAGGUUGUUAUUUAAAGAGCAUAGUAAGUUUUAAUUUCAACAUAUUUGUAGACGCAAGUUCAGUUGGGUACGGUGGUUAUCUUGAACCGGUAAGUGAGGAUUGUUUUCCUCAGGAAUUUCAAGGUAUAUCAAAUACUGAUUUAAUAACUGAAGAGAUUGUCUCCCCGGAAGUGGAGUCUGGAGGUAUCCCGGAAGUGAUACAUAGUAAUGUCAAAGGUGUUCAGGAUACUGGUCAUAAAUCCCCGGAUGAGGAUAAGAACCUCGGAAAAGGUAGUACGGAAGUCGUAGGGUCUUGGUCACGGAGAGAACGAUUAUUGAGUUCUACCUGGCGGGAGGCAGAAGCAGUUCGAAGAGUUUUGUAUACUUAUAGAAAAGAGCUUAAAGGCUCGUGUGUUAAGGUUUUUUCUGAUAACAGAAACGUUAAGUCUAUAUUAAAACAUGGUAGUAGUAAGACAAAUUUACAAAACAUAGCCUUAGAUACAAGAGCAUAUUGCGAUGAAAAUGACAUUGCGAUUUAUACUGAAUGGAUACCGAGGGAAGGUAACGAAAGAGCUGAUUACUUAAGCCGUUGUGUAGAUAGUGAUGAUUGGGAAGUUAGUACAGAAGUUUUCUGUUAUUUAGACAAAAUUUGGGGUCCGCAUACUAUUGAUAGAUUUGCUUCACAUAUGAACAAAAAAUGUACUAGAUUUAAUUCCAGAUGGUGGGUUCCGGGAACAGAAUCGGUAGACGCUUUUUGUCAAAAUUGGUCAGGGGAGACAAAUUGGCUUGUACCCCCUCCAAGAGUUAUUUCUCUUUGUUUAGAAAAGAUAGCUGCAGAAAAAGCUGCUUGUACGUUGAUCAUUCCUAAAUGGAAGAGCGCUCCAUUUUGGCCAUUAUUAACUGAAGAUAGUAAAUGUGGUUUAAAACAGCAAAUAAAUCUGGGUAGAUUUCGAAUACUUACGAAAGGCAGAGGAAAUAAUGGUAUUUUCUCGUUAAAUCCGUUACCGUUUGAUAUGCUUGCCCUGAAGUUUGGCUAAAUGUUAAUAUAACGAUAUUGUGUUAUAUUUAUGAUAAUCAUAUAUAGUGUGCUUAAUGUAAGUUUUCUCCUACAGGUCUUGACUUGAGAGAUUCCUUAAAGCGGAAGCUGGAGGAGGCUGGGGUGAGUGAUCAUCAGUCACGUGAUGUAGCGGGCAGUAUGAACAAAUAUCUUUUACAGUCGAAAUCUGAAAAUACUGUGAAAAAGUACAGGGGUUAUUUUAGACAUUUUCAAUCAUUCUGUAAAGAUAACAAUUUAGUUGAUUUACCAGCUCAGCCUAUUUGUGUUUCUAUGUACAUUACGCAUUUGUUAGAUCAAGGAAAGUCAUACAGUGUCGUAUCUUCUGUUGUGUAUGCUAUAAAAUGGAUGCAUUCUCUCAAUGACGUAAGAGAUCCUACUGAACAAAACAUUGUUAAGCUUAUGUUAGAUGCAGCUAAAAGGAUCGCAUCAAAACCUAGGGAAAAGAAGGACGUUGUUGAUAAUUUUAUGUUACAUGAGCUCUGUGAAAAAUAUGAGAAUUCUCAGGAUACUAUAGAAAUUAGAGAUUUAUGUAUGAUUAUGUUGGGGUUUGCGGGUUUUUUGAGGUAUAACGAGAUUAGUAAUCUACGUUGCAAUGAUAUUGUUUUUCAUGAUAAUCAUAUUUCGUUGCGUAUACGUAGCAGCAAAACUGAUCAAUAUAGAGAAGGUAGAGAGGUAGUAAUAGCCAACGGUAAAACUUGCGCAUGUCCUGUUUCAUUGUUAAGACGCUAUAUUUCUAUAGCAGAUCUUUCUGUUAAAUCAGAGGAUUUUUUAUUUAAGCCAGCAUUUAGAUCUAAAAAGGUUGCUUCUCUUAUUCUAAAAAAUAAAAAGUUGAGUUAUACAAGAGCUCGAGAAGUAAUUGUUAAGAAGUUAAAGUCUGUCGCUCCGAACGCAAAGUUAGGUACUCAUUCUUUAAGGGCUAGUGGGGCCACGAUGGCUGCAAAUACUCCUGGUAUGUCUGAUAGAUGCUUGAAGCGUCAUGGGCGCUGGAAAACAGAUAUUGCUAAAGAUGGCUACAUAGUAGAUUCGCUUGAAAAGAAACUUAAAAUCACACAAGCGUUAAAAUUAUAAUGUAUAUUUUAUCAUAAAGAAAUCAUGUAAUGAUUUGGGAAAGUUAUAAUUGUUUUAGAAAUUGUUAGAUGAUAUUGUACAUAAUGAAGGGAUCGGCUAAAUUUGAAUUUGAAAUAUUCACCACCUAUGCUUUGUAAUUUUCUAUAAUCAAUUCUCGAAAUGCACAACUGUGUUGUUGUUUUAUGAUAAGGUAGAGAUGAGACUUUCAAAUUAUCCGCGUUACAUCGUAUAGCGGAUAAUUGUUGUCUUGUCCUUACCGUGUUAAUAAAACUGGAUUGGUCAGUUUUUUGCUUGACUGCGUCGGAGUAUAUAUAGUCACAGGGCGUGACUAGUAAUCAGUUUCUAUCGAGUAUCUCACAGAGAACAGCCAUUAUCUUUCACAAUUCAAAUUUAGCCUUUCGAAAUAUUGAUGACUUUGUAUUAAAGCAUUAUUUGUUGAUGAUGCAUGUUGCAAUGUUUUCACAAAGCGGACGUGAUAUAAACCCAGGGGUUGAUGAAGGCGACUUUAUGACCGGACAGAGCAUGGGUCCUCCUACGUCCCUGCUGGUUUGUUGUAU